AUGCAACAGGGCCUAUCUCAACAACCACAGAUGCAACAGGGGCUAUCUCAACAACCACAGAUGCAACAGGGGCUAUCUCAACAACCACAGAUGCAACAGGGACUAUCUCAACAACCACAAGUCCAACAGGGACUAUCUCAACAACCACAAGUCCAACAGGGACUUCCUCAACAGCCAAAGAUGCAACAGGGACUUCCUCAACAGCCAAAGAUGCAACAGGGAUUUUCUCAACAGCCACAAGUGCAACAGGGACUUCCUCAACAGCCACAGAUGCAGCAGGGGCUAUCUCAACAGCCACAAAUACAACAAGUUUCUACUCAACACUUGAAGUCAGAAAGCCAUCCUCUGCAAACACAAGCACAACAGAGCUUCCCUCAACAACAGUUACAGAACUAUCAGACACAACAACAGGUAAUUCAGUCUGUACAACAGUCAAUACAGCCUGAAAUAUUUCAACAGCAAUUUCCACAUCAAAAUCAGGGAAUACAGAUUCCACAAUAUUCAACACAAAUUCAAGAACAAACAAAACUUUGUGAAGUUAACGAUACCGAAACUUUGAGGCAGCAGCUGUUACAGGUGGACACAGAAGAUGGCCUUCCAAGCAGUAUGACAUCCAGCUUUACAUCAGACUCUGGAAAACUUGGUAAACAUUAUUAG
Messenger RNA from Limulus polyphemus (Atlantic horseshoe crab), 657 nucleotides. RefSeq names its product activating signal cointegrator 1 complex subunit 2 homolog. The transcript has 2 exons. The record is from RefSeq and is a predicted model, not a curated record. Bases 1 to 657 code for a protein of 218 amino acids. Lineage: Eukaryota; Metazoa; Arthropoda; Merostomata; Xiphosura; Limulidae.